AUGGAAUGUUCUUCAGGAUUGGUCGUCGGCUCAAUAGUGGUGCCAUCGGGGCCGCUGUCUCCAGUCGACAACGUCGCGUCUUCACGACCUCCUGAUCACUCUUCAAUCGUCUACUCGACGGAUCGUUCAGGCAUGCCUUCUUUUUAGACAUUAGACGUUGGCUUGAUCUAUCGUGGCUUUUUUUGGUUGCGAACUAGCCUUGCGCUUUCUAUUUGGGCAGUUAGAAGGAUUUCAGUAUCGCCAGCACAGGCUCAGCGGACCGUCGGAAGCAUCGCAGACUACGACCCUCUCAACGGUAAUUGGGGCACCGCCGGUCAUGCUCGUAAUAUCGAAAAGAUAGGACAACUGAGUUAGUUUGUAUCUUUUUCCGUUCCUUUUGCAUGCUACUUAUUUAUUAAGAAAAAAAGUAUUUAAAAAAAUCAUUGGAAAAAAAUAACAUGUCGAAACUGAGGAAACAACAUUAUCAAAAACUUUUUGAGCCCUACUGUUCUCGAUGUUCAAGUUUCAUCCCCGUUAUGAAUAUCAUCUCUUUUUUUGGGGAAAUGUCGAAAAAAAUAAUGUCUCUUUCUGACCAGUUAAAAAAAUUAAAAGAUAAAAAAAAAAAAAGUUUCUGACCAGGGGUGAAAGAAAAAACUAUUUUAUUAAAUAAGUUUCAUCUAGUUUAAAGUUUUAGUCGGCAAACCUUUUUUCCGCCUAGAGUGGUGAGACUUGCCGGCUCGGUUUUUGUCAAUUAUUUUUCUUUCGAAUUACGCCUGUUUAAGGCGGCUGGUUUUGAGGUACCUUAUCUUAUAACCUCGAGAAAUAGGCCCUCAAAGAGUUGGGGAAAAAAAAAACAUCAAAAAAUUUUCCUGGCUUCGAAACUGACGGCACAAUAUUGAACGGCCGCCGUAUCACUGUCUUAAACAUGCGUGUAAUGGAAAGAAAAAAGCACCCUGAAUGCCUCUAAGUAAUUGCAUUUCACCUCGCCGAUCCCCGUUGUUUUGUGGCUGUACGACAAUGUUUCUGUUCGGAAAUGCAUGAAAUCGUGCUUUCUUCCCCUUUGAGAGACUUUUAGACAGGUAACAGUGGGCGGAGAUUGUCGUUUUAGAGAGUCACGUGGACAAGCAACCGGCGAGGUUCUGUGUCGAUUUUGCAGACGAAGGCAGCCGUCUCAAUUCGACAGGCGUCUCGUUGUCGUCGGCGUCGCCACAUUCGACGCUCUCCUCUCCGCAGAACGGCGGAGCCGCUGGUGCGAUGUCGUCGGGUCGGAACUCUGCAAUGAGUCCUUUUGGAGGUGCAGGGUUCGCCGUCAAGGCUAUCUACGAUUAUGCUGCUGCCGACAAGGAUGAGGUUCUUUCUCUUUCCCUUGUGCUUCUGCUUCUUCAAGAAAAAAAGUCCCAAAGUUGUUCUUUUCGGAAAGUUGAACACAGUUGCGUUUUUCUGGACAUGUAAUAAUUCUGCAGGUCUCGUUCCUUGAGGGCGACAUCAUAGUCAACUGCGAAAAAAUCGACGAAGGGUGGAUGACUGGGACUGUUCAACGAACACUUCAGGUUUCCUUUCUAUCUUAUCCAGUUUUUACCGUUGACAAGUAAUUACCGAAAACAGCGCUAAGUAGAACUGAGAGUUACUUGGAGAGCUCUUAAUUAACUUUUAGUGGAUACUUCAAUCGACAGAGUAUAUCGAAGGCGGUUUUUUUCUUUGAAAAUUUUGAGCUGAGAAUAUAAAACCCGAAAAGACUAGCAUCCCUUGAUUCUGAUUCGAAAAAAAAAAUUGAAUCGGUUGUUUUCCAUUAAUGGAACAUAGUAUUGACGGAGAGUUUACUGUAUUGGAAAACUCAAUUGCAGUGGGGCAUGUUGCCAGCGAAUUAUGUACAACCACACAAGCUACCCACAGGUCUCCAUCGACUCAGCUAG
Molecule: messenger RNA, 1892 nt
Organism: Caenorhabditis auriculariae
Lineage: Eukaryota; Metazoa; Nematoda; Chromadorea; Rhabditida; Rhabditidae
Source: the annotation of a GenBank genome assembly